AUGGCAGCCAAGACGUUCACAGCAGACGAGCUCGAGACCCUCUACUCCAUCUUCGACACGGUCAUCCCUGGCGUGUCGGUGGAGGACCUCCACAAGCUCAACCCGCACCUCAAGGACGAUGUCGACGCCGAGACCGUUGCGGCCUUUGCGGCAGAGGUCCCCAGCCAGAACGCACAGUACAGGGACUGCGUUGAGAACUUUCUCCCCCGACACAUCAACGAUGGCAAGUUUGCCGAGCUCAAGCAGGUCCUCUCGUUGCUGCGCUCGCGCGUCGCCAUGCUCGUCCUGACACAGAGCACUGUCCUGUUCCACCAGCGCACAGUGGAACAGCGUGAGGCACUCCUUCUCUCGUGGAAGGCCUCGCGCAUCGCCACUCUCCGCCGCAUCUACGACUCGAUGGCCAAGCUCGGCAACAGCGUCUACAUGCGCAGCUCUGAUCUCGGCCACAAGGCCAUGUGCUACCAGCCCACCCCGACUGAGUCGCUUGCCAGCGGCCACUACCCAUUCAAGUUCUCCACUACGAACGACCUCGACAAUGUGGUCCUCGACGCCAUCAUCGUCGGCUCGGGCUCGGGUGGCGGUGUCGUUGCCAAGAUGCUCGCCGAAGCUGGCCUCAAGGUCCUCGUCAUCGAGAAGGGUCAGCACUUUGACCUUGCGGGCCCUGCGUUCACCGAGGCGCAAUCACUUGACAAGAUGUACGACGCCGCUGCCGUCGUCACCAACGACUACGGAGACGUGGCUCUCGUCUCGGGCAAGACCUUUGGCGGUGGAAGCGCAGUCAACUGGGCCGCUAGCCUGCAGCCGCCAGCAUCUGUGAGGAGGGACUGGGCGACCACGUAUGGUCUCCCUUACUUCCAGACGACCGAGUUCCAGAGCGACCUCGACGCCGUCUUUGAGCAGAUGGGUGUCUCGCAGCCCACCUCCCAGAACGUGGCCAACUCGCUCCUCCUCGAGGGUGCCCGUCGUCUCGGCUUCCAGCACGCAGCUGUUCCCCAGAACAAUGGCAACGGUGUGCACCUCUGCAACCAUGACUGCGCCAACGGCUGCCGUUCCGGCGGCAAGAAGGGUGGUGUACACUCAUGGCUCGUUGACGCUGCCAAGGCUGGAGCCUACUUUAUGGAGGACGCCAGUGUGCGUUCCAUCAUCUUCGGCCCAAAGCACCAGGCCACGGGUGUCAUCCUGCGCUUCUCGGACGGACGCGAGGCCACGCUCAUGGCUCCCCGCAUCGUCGUUGCUGGUGGCUCGAUCGAGUCCCCCGCCCUCCUUCUGCGCUCCAAGGUGCCCAACAACCGUGUCGGCCAGUCAAUCUACCUCCACCCCACCAACUACCUCUACGCCGUCAUGCCGCAGCGCACAUUCCCGACCGACGGCCAGAUCCUCACCUCGGUCGUGGGCGAGUAUGCCAACCUUACACCGUCGGGCCACGGCGUGCGCAUCGAGACGGGCAUUAUGCAGCCCGGUAUCGGCAUGUCGCUCCUGCAGUGGAUGGGUGGUGCCGAGCACAAGGCCCGUCUCACCAAGCACUCGCACAUGGCUGGCCUGAUUGCCAUCUGCCGUGACCGCAACAGCGGCAAGGUCAGGCUCGACGCCAACGGCGAGGCCAUCGUCGACUACACCGUCUCGCCGUUCGACUCGCGCUCCAUCGUGACCGGCACCAUCGCCGGUGCCGAGUGCAUGAAGGAGAUGGGCGCCGAGGAGAUCAUCGUCGCUGCCCGCGGUGUGCCCAGCUGGAAGAAGGGCGAGGACUUUGACGCCUGGAAGCGCAUCGUCAACGCAACCCCUCCCGGCGGCUACGGCUCUGCCCACCAGAUGGCCUCGAACCGCAUGGCCGCGACGGCCAGCCAGGGCGCGUGUGAUCCCAACGGCGCGCUGUACGGCGUCCAGGGCGUGUGGGUCGCCGACGCCUCCGUCCUCCCCUCCGCUUCGGGCGUCAACCCCAUGAUCUCGACCAUGGCCGUCGCGCGCAAGGUCGGCCGCAGCAUCCUCGAGGAUGCCCAGCCCGCCAAGGCCAAGCUUUAG
Molecule: messenger RNA, 2019 nt
Organism: Apiotrichum porosum
Lineage: Eukaryota; Fungi; Basidiomycota; Tremellomycetes; Trichosporonales; Trichosporonaceae
Exons: 2
Coding region: 1-2019 (672 amino acids)
Molecular function (GO): long-chain-alcohol oxidase activity; flavin adenine dinucleotide binding
Source: RefSeq, a predicted model, not a curated record